AGAAAACUUCAAAAAAAAAAGUUCAUGUCGAAAUAUUCUUUGUAGAAUUUGCAUAAAAUUUAUGUCUGUCUACAAUUUGCUUGCACCUUACAGGUUCUUUCAGCCAGCAAAUGCGAAUAAACGGGAGAAAAUUCCCUAAUUGGUUGAAUUUAUGUUCACUCUAUGGACCGGAAUGUAAAAGACUCAGCUAGAUUGAACAGCUCGAGUUCUUCCAGCCGGAGUGAUGGUUUUGCAUCUGUUUCAAGUAACAAUGUGAAGCAGCAGGCAUGUUUGGUAGAAUGGAUAAAUUCAGUUCUUCCCGACCUACAUUUUCCAGCAAAUGCUUCGGAUAAUGAGCUACGAGACAUCCUCAUUGAUGGAUCUGUUCUAUGUCGAAUAGUAAACAGGAUAAAACCUGGCUCUAUUUCUGAGCGUGACUCAAAAUCAAAAGUCGAAAGAUUCUUGUCCGCAAUGGAUGAAAUGGGGUUGCCAAGGUUUCAAGUGGAUGACCUUGAAAAGGGAUCUGUGAAGAUGGUGUUGGACUGCCUCUGGACGCUGCGGAUGCAUUUCAUGAUGCGGUUUAGCAGAAUGGAUUCAAUGAACUCGGGAUGGAAAUCCGUAGGCGAUAGGGGGGGAAGUGCUAAUAGCACUCCAAAGGAGGAACGCUUUCGGAUGCUGUCUUCUCCACCUUUUGGAGAAGACAGGCGGAAGUUUUUACCCGACACAAAAUCUCUACACGGAAUGCGCAAUAGUCCCAAAAUGACAGCCUCUGUCAUAAGUCACUCUGGCCACAAGUUUCAUGAAGUCUUUCAGCUCAAACAAGGGUCUUAUGCGGAUCUCCCUGCUGCAAAGAUCUCGGAAAUGAUGAAAUCGAACAGCUUGGACAAUGCUCCGACUCAAUCACUGUUGAGCGUUGUCAACGGCAUAUUAGACGAGAGCAUGGAGAUGAAGAGUGGAGCAAUACCUCACAGCGUUGUUUGCCUUCUGAGGAAAGUCGUGCAGGAGAUUGAGCGCCGGAUAUGCACUCAAGCAGAGCACUUGCGCACGCAAAAUAACGUAUUCAAGGCCCGAGAAGAGAAGUACCAAUCCAGAAUUCGAGUGCUCGAAGCCCUUGCAACGGGGACUAGCGAAGAAACGCAGAUUGUCAUGAAUCAACUCAAGCAGAUUAAGAAUGAUAAGAACAAAUUUGAGGAGAAAAAGGUGGCGGAAGAGCACGAGACAUGGAAACUUGUCAAAGAGAAAGAUGACCUCAAUCAAGCGGUGGCAAAUUUGAGGCAAGAGCUAAGAGAGAUGAAUGACAUGACAAGCCCGAUAAAUGAGAAACACAACCUUAAUCAAGAGGUAGCAAGUUCGGGGAAAGAUCAUAGUGAAAGAAGUGAGUUUAAUCAAGAAUCAGAAAAGACGAGGCAGGAGACUAGAGGCAUUCAAGAGCACGAGGCAAUGAAAACCAGUGAGCUUGAGGAUAAACUAAAAGAAACACAAAGCUUAUUAACAGAGUCGAGAAGUAGAAUGAAGGAGCUUGAGGCAAUGAGAGUCGAAGGUGGAGGAACUCAACAAGAUCUUGAGAGAAAAUUGAUGGCAGCUGUGAAGUUUUCGACCGAGUUGAGAUCUCGAGUGAAGGAGCUUGAGGCUAUGGAUAGAGGAACUCAAACCGCUAAACAAGAGCUUGAAGAUAGGCUGAAGGAAGCUGUAAGCUCAUUAGAUGAGUCAAGGUCCAGAGUGAAGGAGCUCGAGGCAAUGAAAGUCGAAGGUGGAGACACUCAGGAAGAUUUUGAGAGAAAAUUUGUGGCAGCUGUGAAGUUGUCGACAGAGUUGAGAUCUCGAGUGAAGGAGCUUGAGGCCAUGAACACCGAAGCUCGAACCACUAAACAAAAGCUUGAAGAUAGGCUGAAAGAGGCUGUAAGCUCGUUAGAUGAGUCAAGGUCCAGAGUGAAAGAGCUCGAGGCAAUGAGAGUCGAUGGUGGAGGCACUCAACAAGAUUUUGAGAGAAAAUUGAUGGCAGCUGUGAAGUUGUCGACAGAGUUGAGAUCCCGAGUGAAGGAGCUUGAGGCUAUGAAUAUAGAAGCUCGAACCACUAAACAAGAGCUUGAAGAUAGACUAAAGGAGGCUGUAAGCUCGUUAGAUGAGUCGAGGUCUAGAGUGAAAGAGCUCGAGGCAAUGAGAGUCGAUGGUGGAGGCACUCAACAAGAUCUUGAGAGAAAAUUGACGGCAGCUGUGAAGUUGUCGACAGAGUUGAGAUCUCGAGUGAAGGAGCUUGAGGCUAUGGAUACAGAUGCUCGGACCACUAAACAAGAGCUUGAAGAUAGGCUGAAGGAAGCUGUAAGCUCGUUAGCUGAGUCGAGGUCCAGAGUUAAGGAGCUCGAGGCAAUGAGAGUCGAAGGUGGAGGCACUCAACAAGAGCUUGAGAGUAAAUUGAUGGAAGAUGUGAACUUGUCAACAGAGUUGAGGUCUCAAGUGAAGGAGCUUGAGGCUAUGGAUACAGAUGCUCGGACCACUAAACAAGAGCUUGAAGAUAAGCUGAAGGAAGCUGUAAGCUCGUUAGAUGAGUCGAGGUCCAUAGUUAAGGAGCUCGAGACAAUGAGAGUCGAAGGUGGAGGCACUCAACAAGAAGAGCUUGAGAGAAAAUUGAUGGAAGCUGUGAUGUUGUCAACAGAGUUGAGGUCUCGAGUGAAGGAGCUUGAGGCUAUGGAUACAGAAGCUCGAACCAUUAAAAAAGAUCUUGAAGAUAGGAUGAAGGAAGCUGUAAGCUCGUUAGAUGAGUCGAGGUCCAGAGUAAAGGAGCUUGAGGCGAAUAAAGCUAAAGCUAACAGCACCCAACAGGAGCUUGAGAAUAGGUUGAAGGAAGCUGAAAGCUCGUUAACAGAGUCGAGAUCUAAAGUGAAGGAGCUUGAGGCAAUGAAAUCUGAAGCUCACAGCACUCAACAGGAGCUUGAGAAUAGGUUGAAGGAAGCUGAAAGCUCGUUAACAGAGUCGAGAUCUGAAGUGAAGGAGCUUCAGGCAAUGAAGGCUCAAGGCGAAGCUGCACAACAAGACGCGGGGAACAAAUUGAAGGAGGCUCAAGUCACGCUAGAAGAGUGGAGAAGUAGAGUGAAGGAACUUGAGGCAUUAUCAAAAUCAAAAUCCGAAUGGUGGAAGAAGAAAGAGCAACUUCACCAAAUCUUUACAGAUUCACAGCUUGGCGCACUACAUAUACUGAGAUUCACGUAUCAGUCGAUCCAGCAAGAAGUCGAGAAAACAGAGCUAUACUAUUCAGAAGCGCUCAGUGACUUAGGUGCGAAAAUAAAGGUUCUAGCCGACGCAGCAAAGAACUAUCAUCCACUCCUUGCGGAAAAUCGUAAGCUGCACAAUGAGUUGCAGGAGCUAAAAGGAAAUAUUAGAGCAUACUGCCGGAUAAGACCGUUUCUCCCAGGGCAAAAAGGGAAGCAAUCAAUUAUUGAAAACAUUGGUGAAAAUGGUGAGCUAACGGUCGCCAACCCCGCCAAACCAGGGAAAGAAGGGCGCCGUUCUUUUAGGUUUGAUAAAGUGUAUGGCAUAUCAUCAACUCAAGCUCAAGUUUUUGCAGAUACUCAGCCAUUGAUACAAUCUGUUCUUGAUGGAUUUAAUGUGUGCAUUUUUGCCUAUGGUCAGACUGGUUCGGGGAAAACAUACACGAUGACUGGUCCAGAUGGAGCAAGUGAGGACGAAUGGGGGGUCAACUAUCGAGCAUUGAAGAACCUCUUCACCAUCGCACAAGAUCGGGGGACCAUCUUUCAAUACGAGGUUUCUGUUCAGAUGGUGGAGAUAUACAACGAACAAGUCCGCGAUUUGCUCUCCAAUGAUGGCCAAAAAAAACUUGGGAUCUUGACUAGCUCCCAACCAAACGGGCUAGCCGUCCCGGAUGCAAGCAUUCAGCAAGUCAACACGACCGAAGAAGUGAUGAAACUGAUGGAUAUUGGACUGCAGAAUAGAGCUAAAAGCGCCACUGCCAUGAACGAAAGAAGCAGUCGAUCACAUAGUAUCGUCUCAAUUCACACGCGAGGAACGGAAUUGAAGAGCGGUUCAUCUCUACGAGGCAGUCUUCAUUUGGUAGAUCUUGCAGGGAGUGAAAGAGUAGACCGCUCAGAGGUUACAGGAGACAGGCUUAAAGAGGCGCAACAUAUCAACAAAUCGCUAUCUGCCCUCGGUGAUGUCGUCUUUGCUUUGUCGCAGAAGUCUGCUCAUGUUCCUUACCGCAACAGCAAGCUCACUCAAGUCCUUCAGAGCUCAUUAGGUGGCCAUGCAAAGACCCUGAUGUUUGUACAGCUUAAUCCCGAUGCUACUUCUUUUAGUGAAACGUUGAGUACCUUAAAAUUUGCUGAGAGGGUGUCGGGAGUCGAGUUGGGUGCAGCAAAGAGCAGCAGAGACAGCAAAGAAGUACGCGAAUUGACGGAUCAGAUUGCAACUCUUAAAGAGAGUUUAGCUAAGAAAGACGAGGAGUUAGGGGCGCUGCAGAAGCCGCUUAGAGAUCAAAAAAUUGGAGUUUCUGGAGAGAGAAGGGGUCCUAGAUCAAUGAGGUAACGAUGAAGCUGAUGGCUCUUGCAGAGCGAAAAAUAUUGAUGAGCACGUAUAUAUAGCGUUAGAAAUAUUCCCGGUUUGUACAGCUUAACUGAUGCUCACAUUUUUUUUUGUUCUCGUUGUCUGUUCACUCUCAAUCCAUGUUGAUCGACUCAUAAUUUUUUCCCAGUUUGAA
This is a messenger RNA of Salvia splendens (bonfire salvia), 4687 nucleotides long. RefSeq names its product kinesin-like protein KIN-14K. The transcript is spliced from 22 exons. Gene Ontology annotation, biological process: microtubule-based movement. The record is from RefSeq and is a predicted model, not a curated record. Gene Ontology annotation, cellular component: microtubule cytoskeleton. Gene Ontology annotation, molecular function: microtubule binding; ATP binding; microtubule motor activity. NCBI's taxonomy places the organism in Eukaryota, Viridiplantae, Streptophyta, Magnoliopsida, Lamiales, Lamiaceae. Bases 163 to 4515 code for a protein of 1450 amino acids.